CCGCCGCUGCCGCCGCUGCCGCUGCCGCUGCCGCCGCCGCCCGGGCCUCGCCAUGUCCGGCUCCCCCGUGAAGCGCCAGAGGAUGGAGUCCACGCUGGACCAGCUCAAGCAGCUCACCACCGUGGUGGCCGACACGGGCGACUUCCACGCCAUCGAUGAGUUCAAGCCCCAGGACGCCACCACCAACCCAUCUCUGAUCCUGGCUGCGGCACAGAUGCCCGCCUACCAGGAGCUGGUGGAGGAGGCCAUCGCCUACGGCAGGAAGCUGGAUGGGUCACAAGAGGACCAGAUUAAAAAUGCUAUUGACAAACUUUUUGUGCUGUUCGGAGCAGAAAUACUGAAGAAGAUUCCUGGCCGUGUGUCCACGGAAGUGGAUGCGAGGCUCUCCUUUGAUAAGGAUGCAAUGGUGGCACGAGCCAGGCGCCUCAUUGAGCUGUACAAGGAAGCUGGAAUCAGCAAGGACAGAAUUCUUAUAAAGUUAUCAUCAACCUGGGAAGGAAUCCAGGCUGGAAAGGAGCUCGAGGAGCAGCAUGGCAUCCACUGCAACAUGACGCUGCUCUUCUCCUUCGCCCAGGCCGUGGCCUGCGCCGAGGCGGGCGUGACACUCAUCUCCCCCUUCGUGGGGCGCAUCCUUGAUUGGCACGUGGCAAACACGGGCAGGAAGUCAUACGAGCCCCUGGAGGACCCUGGGGUGAAGAGCGUCACCAAAAUCUACAACUACUACAAGAAGUUUGGCUAUAAGACCAUUGUCAUGGGCGCCUCCUUCCGCAACACAGGCCAGAUCAAGGCACUGGCGGGCUGCGACUUCCUCACCAUCUCGCCCAAGCUCCUGGGGGAGCUGCUCAAGGACAACGCCAAGCUGGCACCUGUGCUCUCAGCUACAGCGGCCCAGGCCAGUGACCUGGAGAAGAUCCACCUGGAUGAGAAGGCCUUCCGCUGGCUGCACAACGAGGACCAGAUGGCCGUGGAAAAGCUCUCCGACGGGAUCCGAAAGUUUGCUGCCGAUGCCGUGAAGCUGGAGCGGAUGCUGACGGAGCGCAUGUUCAGUGCAGAGAAUGGGAAGUAGCGCAGUACCUGAGGCUGGAGCACACCCGUGCUGUCUUCACGUUGGGGCCUGAUUGCACACAGCUUGUGACGAGUCUUGCAUUGUUUUUACCCGUUGGAGCAGGGGACAGAUCAUGGAUUCCUGAUUUUAUGUAAAAUUUUGCCUAAUGUAUUAAAGCAGUCACUUUUCUUGUG
This is a messenger RNA of Cynocephalus volans (Philippine flying lemur), 1239 nucleotides long. It is a transcript of the gene TALDO1, whose product is annotated as transaldolase 1. Gene Ontology annotation, biological process: pentose-phosphate shunt; pentose-phosphate shunt, non-oxidative branch; carbohydrate metabolic process. The transcript is spliced from 8 exons. The coding region runs from base 53 to 1066 and encodes 337 amino acids. Gene Ontology annotation, molecular function: transaldolase activity. NCBI's taxonomy places the organism in Eukaryota, Metazoa, Chordata, Mammalia, Dermoptera, Cynocephalidae. The record is from RefSeq and is a predicted model, not a curated record. Gene Ontology annotation, cellular component: intracellular anatomical structure; cytoplasm.